Knipowitschia caucasica is the source of this 1032-nucleotide messenger RNA. The record is from the annotation of a GenBank genome assembly. NCBI's taxonomy places the organism in Eukaryota, Metazoa, Chordata, Actinopteri, Gobiiformes, Gobiidae.
AUGCGCCGACUGGCGCACAGUCUGCCGGAAAUCCACAAGAAGAAGAAGAAGAAGAAGAAGACGGAGCAUUUUGUGCCCAAACGCAACGUCAUUCACGACCGUGCAUGCUUUUACAAGCGAGUGCAGAAGCCCGGAGAAUCAGUGGAGGCGUUUGUACCGAGGGAAGAACACAUCCGUGACCGCAUCGUUGUCGGGAUCAUGGACAAGGAACUUUCCCGCAAACUCCAGCUCAUGUCGGACCUUACGUUAACGCUCACGAUACAAAAUGUGAGACAAUCAGAGGAGGUCGCGGCUCAAGUGUGCCUGCAGGGAGACACAACAGCAGCGCGCCUGCUAAUGCGACUCAUGAGGUACAAACUUGAAGCUGUUUACAUGCCAGGAGCAGAGGCGCACCCAACAAAAGGAGCCACUCAUCUCAACUCCUUUGCCCGAUCGACCUUGGAAAAGAAUAGGACUGGAUCUUUGUCAACACCCUGUACCACCACUGGCGUCAGUCCAGCUGAGCUCCUCAUGGGGAGAAAGAUCAGAACAAACCUCCCUACUUUGGAGAAAAAUCUUAAUCCGAAGUGGCCCAACAAAAAGAUGGUGCUAAAAAAAGAUGCUGUAGAGAAGGCUAGACAAGCCUUCUACUUCAAUCGCCGCCAUGGGGUCAGACCGCUUCCCCCACUGCGUCCGGGCGAUGCAGUCGUCGCCAAGUUGGACCAGGAUAAAGCUUGGGUGACACCAGCAACUGUUUCCAGUGAGUGCGUUACCCCGCAAUCGUACAUUCUCAAGACACCUCAAGGAGUAAUGUUUCGUCGCAAACGUCGUCAUCUUCGUACGGAUUACUCUGCGCCGAUAGACAUUGCUCCUCUUCCUCAACCCACAGAGACCGCGGUGGCUGCGCCAAUCCAGCCAACUGGUUUCUCCGACCCAGAGACUAUGCCCUUGGCGUCUGCUCCUGCUGAGACAUGCACACCUACGAACUCUCACUCUCCGGUGUGUACCAGGUCCGGUCGUGUGUGCAGACCUGUCAAGAGACUGGACCUGUAG